CACACCUCUUCAUAGCCUUUUAGAUUGGCCUUUGAAGGAUUGGUGAACGGUCCGGCGCCAUGCCAAUGCUGCUGCUUUACGUUCACUUGCUUGUCUCUCACUCUCACCUCGCCCAGGGGUCUCCUCCCUCCACGCCACGCUCCCGCGCGCUGCGUCCGAUGCUCCAGGUAGCGAGGGCUCCCGCAUCUACGUGAUGCGCUGGCGCCCGUCCCCACGCCCUGAAAGCGAAAUCAUUUGCCCCGAGGUGGUGGGCGACUCCAGCAUCGCGCCGGGCGUCGCCAGCUUCGCGCUGACGCCCGCGGCGGCCGGCGCCUCGCUGGAGCCGUUGAUCCGCUUCGCGCGGAAGACGCUGCACGAGGAGCGCCACCGCUGGGGGGAGAUCCCCCUCUUCCUCCGCGCAACCGCUGGGAUGCGUUUGCUUUUCCCGGAUGAGCGCGAGAGCAUCCUAGAAAACAUCCGGACCUACUUUCGGACCCUGCCCUUCCUAUUCCGCGAUGACAUGGCCUCAGUAGCCACUGGAGAGGAGGAGGGCGUCUUUGGGUGGAUCUCUGCGAACUAUUUGAUGGGCAACCUCAAGCCAGACGAGGUGCCCAGCUCCCACAGCACGGUGGGCUCGCUGGACCUCGGUGGUGCCUCUACACAAAUCGUCUUCAUGCCGCAGAAGUCUACCAUCCAGCAUGCCUUCCCGCUUCAUUUAGGCCCUCAUCGGGUGCAGGUGUAUUCCUACUCCUUCCUUCACUUCGGGCAGCGCGAGGCGGCGCACCGCACGGCCAGCACGGUCAUCUCCGAUGCGCUCCUGGCGGUGCAAUCGGAGACCACCGUGAGCCAUCCCUGCUUCGCGAAAGGCUACAUCUACACGCCCAUGUUCUCGUACAGCGGAGAGACCUUCGCACCCAUUCAGGUGAAGAUGAAUGGCACGAGCGACUUCCAGGGCUGUGAGGACUUGGUGAAGCGAAUCUUCAACAAAGAUGCACCCUGCCUCAUUGAGCGCUGUUCCUUCUACGGCGUCUACCAACCGCGGGUCUAUGCCGUGCCCUUUUUGGCCUUUGCUCACUUCGCGGAGAUUGUGAAUGACUUGGGGCUCCCAGCGGAUGCACAGUUGGAGGACUUGAAAACGGCCACCCGCUACGUUUGCUCGCUGACUAUGCGACAGCUGGAGAUGCUCUUCGCGCGUGUGACUGAUGAGUACGUGCGGACACAUCUCUGUUUCCAUGCGACCUUUGCUUACACCUUGCUGCACUAUGGCUAUGAGCUAAAGGAAAACCAGAUCACAUUCAAGUCCACGCAUGGCGGCAAGCCCAUCGAUUGGGCCGUAGGCGCCAUGAUCUACGAGAUCAACCAGGACCCGUCUCUCUCCAGCUUUACAGCCGUGAAUGCUUCAAGCAAAACGCCGGCCGCGCGCAUGGUCUGAGCGGUUUCCUCUUGGUUUUAACUGCUGGCGGGCAUGGAGAUGCAGAGACGGAACGUUCGGA
Messenger RNA from Durusdinium trenchii, 1472 nucleotides. The record is from the annotation of a GenBank genome assembly. Lineage: Eukaryota; Dinophyceae; Suessiales; Symbiodiniaceae.